AUGCCUCCAGGAGUUUCUAGGACGUCCUCUUUUUCUUUUGCCCUGUGGGUUCCAAGUCAGGGUCUGGCGUGUGAUGCUGGAUGUUAUUUGAUGGGAAAUAAAAUAUCCUUAAUUGACAAUCGAGCAUUUAUGGGAUUUACCAAGUUAGAGUACAUUACUUUGGCGGAAAACAAUCUUGCUUUUAUUGACCAAAAAACUUUCUCUGGAUUACCAAACCUGCGUUCUUUGGAUGUGCGUCUAAAUCCAUUUCACUGUGACUGUUUACUGGAAGGCUUUGUACAAUUUAUCAAAGAAUUUCAACUGAAUAAUUCCAUAGACACUCCAAACUGUGCCACGCCAAUUAAACAAAAAGGGAUGAGGUUGAAAGAUAUUUCUCCAACAGAUCUGUCCUGUGAAAAAUCAAGUAUGAUUGAUUUUAUCUUUUAUCUCUUACGGUUAAAAUCUGUUUUCAUGAAGAAUGAUAUGAUGUAG
Messenger RNA from Saccostrea cuccullata (small rock oyster), 471 nucleotides. RefSeq names its product leucine-rich glioma-inactivated protein 1-like. The transcript is spliced from 5 exons. Lineage: Eukaryota; Metazoa; Mollusca; Bivalvia; Ostreida; Ostreidae. Bases 1 to 471 code for a protein of 156 amino acids. The record is from RefSeq and is a predicted model, not a curated record. Gene Ontology annotation, molecular function: protein binding.